GACAACUGUGCCGGGAAGCGCUUUCGCAUUGCCGGGUGUGGGACGAUGGCCGGCGGCAGUAGCAUGGCUCAGGGACUCCUUCCGCUGCUCCUUGUGGUGGCCUUAAUUAUUGAAACACAGUGCAAAAAUCAGACUGAAGCUACAAUGCGUAUAACAUACAAUCAAUUAAUUAAAAAGAAGAUAAUUGCUAAGAGGGAAAUUAAUUGUAACUGGGAUGAAUACAUUGUAGGUGUUCAGUGUUGCAAGAAAUGUGAACGUGGUUUUGUUAAAAAUGUCAGCUGCCCAACAGAUACUAGCAAACACUGUGUUCCAUGUGAAAAUGGAAAGGAGUACAUAGAUCAUGUCAAUGAUCUGGCCAAGUGUUUGAGAUGCGCUUCAUGUGACAGCAUAUUUGGUUUGGAGGUUGAAAAGAACUGUACCCAGGCAGAGAACACAAAAUGCACCUGUGCAAAGAACCAUUUUUGCAGUUCUGAACCAUGUAGGCAUUGCGAUCCUUGUACCAUAUGUGAAAGUGGUGUAAUUGAAAAACAAUGUACUUCAACUUCAGACACUGUGUGCGGAAUGAAAGCACAAACAGGAGCACCAUGGUGGGCCAUAGUUUUGGGAGUUUUGUUACUACUUCUAGCAGCUGGAGGAAUAAUGUACUGCAUAAGACGAAAGUGGUUUAAUAAAAGGAAAAGGCUCCAUGAAUUCCCCCAACCAUACAUUUCUGAUGAGAUAGCACUUCUCAGACGAGAUGUUGAUUUGAGCAUCUAUGUUGUUCAUAUUGUGGAGGAGAUGACAUAUGAUGAAGCACUGAAAUUUGUUCGUUGUCACAAAGUACCACAAACUAAAAUAGAUGAGAUUAUUCGUGAUAACAUUGAUACAUCUGAGCGGAAGAUCCAGCUUUUUCAAGUCUGGCUUCAAAGACAUGGAAUGAAUGGAGCCUAUGAAACCCUGAUAAGAAGCCUGAGAAACCUUAAGAUGCGUGCUGUAGCUGAUAGAAUUGAGAGAAAACUACAGGCAGCUGUUUCCAUGAGUAAAGGGGGAGAAUUGUACAAUGAUGACACUCAGCAAAGCAGCAUAGGGAGCACUCAGGAAGGUAGAAACUUGUGGCAUUUCACGACACAGACUCAAGUUGAUGUAGAGACUCAAAUCCCACUUUAUUACAACUAAGCCCUUUUUAUCCCCUUGUUCAGUAUUUUCCCAACCUGCACAUACAUACAACAUUCAAUCUCAUUGGCCCCUGUAAAACUCUCCAGGUAAAUAGUCCAAUCACAGUGUUGCAGACCCUCUCACAGCCCACACAUCCUCUGGCUUUACACAUCCCAACUCAUUGCCCCAGGGCUUGUCAAACCACCAAGACCUCAGAUCUCAUUCCCAAACUGUUCUUCAUGCAAAUCUCAUCACCUUCACUCCCCACAUCCAGGUAUAGGAAGAAGAAAUAAUGAUAUGGUAUGCCCCUGUGUUACCUAAGUGAUGUAGUGUUUUACUUACAUGAAACUUAUGGAAUGUUGCGUUUUUCAAAGUGAAAUCUCUGGUGUUAAGAUUCUAUGAAAUAUACCAUGAAGAAUACUUGAACAACAACAACAACAGCAAAUGAUCUAAUACACACCUGAUGAAUUUUGUAUAGUGUUGAAUUACAAAGGUGUUGCUGGGUAAUUAAAUUCUAGGCUACUGUAAAUGGAAUUUCUCCCUUGUAUAAAAGCACCUCUGUGUGUGUGUAUACAGAGCUUUGUUUAUGUGUGUGUAUUUAUAUGUAUACAUGUGUGCAAGUUUUCCAUAUAAAAACAUGCAGUGCUAAGUAAAAGUUAUGUCCCUUAUGCUCUGCAAUGAUUGCAAGCCUUUUCUAAUGCUAAAAACCUGCAAAGAAGAGGAGCUGAAGCAGCACAGCAACACAAUGGUGCUUGGAAGGCAACCUGCAGAAGCUACAAGGACUCCAUAAGCAAAUGUGCCACACUAGCUCUUCUAAUGCAGGAACUGAUACAAUGAAAACAUCUUUGUCAUUAAAUAAAAAAUCCA
Messenger RNA from Melopsittacus undulatus (budgerigar), 2001 nucleotides. It is a transcript of the gene FAS, whose product is annotated as Fas cell surface death receptor. Gene Ontology annotation, biological process: regulation of stress-activated MAPK cascade; activation-induced cell death of T cells; extrinsic apoptotic signaling pathway in absence of ligand. Lineage: Eukaryota; Metazoa; Chordata; Aves; Psittaciformes; Psittaculidae. The record is from RefSeq and is a predicted model, not a curated record. Gene Ontology annotation, cellular component: membrane raft; external side of plasma membrane; CD95 death-inducing signaling complex. Gene Ontology annotation, molecular function: protein binding; tumor necrosis factor receptor activity.